Messenger RNA from Thamnophis sirtalis, 463 nucleotides. The record is from RefSeq and is a predicted model, not a curated record. Lineage: Eukaryota; Metazoa; Chordata; Lepidosauria; Squamata; Natricidae.
AUGUUCAUUUUUAGAAAAUUUGACCAAAAGCAGCCAGUGACUGCCAUUGCUGCUCUAGGAAAUCAUGAAUUUGAUAAUGGUUGGAAUGGAUUAUUGGAUCCCCUCCUUAAAAAUGUAAAUUUUUCUAUACUGAGUGCAAAUAUUAAAUCAAAAGCGCCAAACACAACUAAUAUCUCACAGUACGUCUUUCCUUAUAAAAUAAUAAAAGUUGGUUCAGAGAAAGUGGGAAUUAUUGGCUAUACUACAAAGGAGACACCUGUUCUUUCAAAUCCAGGACCAGGUUUAGAGUUUAAAGAUGAAGUUGAAGAAUUGCAGGACCAAGCAAACAAACUUACUACAUUGGGUGUCAACAAAAUUAUUGCACUUGGUCACUCUGGUUUUAAGGAGGACCAACGCAUUGCUCAGAAAGUUAAAGGCAUUGAUGUUGUCAUUGGCGGACAUACAAACACAUUUCUUUAUACAG